AUUUUACUCCAUAAAUCGUUGGUGGAUUUUGUAUACCAUACAAAAAAUCCCGCCAUUUGAAAACCCAAUCAAAAUUCAGACAUCCACCUUUUUUUACUCUCUCUCUCUCUUUCCUCCUUCUCUGCAAAGCACAACUUUCCAAGUGUUUUUUUCUCCAUUUUACUGACCACUGUCAAUGACUAUUCAUCAAAAGGACACAAUAUGUUAUUAUAAAAGUUAUUGGAACUUAGUGCACCAUAUUAAUUAUACUAGUUUUUUUUCUUCUUGAGUAAUCCAUUGCCAUGAUAUCAUUUACCCACUAAAUACUCUUCUCUUUCUUCAAAAUUAUCAUGACUGUCCAAAGUUCAAAACUUUACUAGUGAGACUGUGAGAGUGUAUAAUUUGUUUUUGUUUUCUUAUUUUAUUUUAUUUUUUUGAAUUUUCCUUCUUUUUUGAUGAGUGAAAAGACUUAAAAUUGAAGGCUAAAAAUCUCAUCUUGAAGUUGAAUUUGCAAAUGGGUUUGCUCAUUUUGAUAUUUAGAGUAGUUUUGGUGGCUACCCUUUUCAGCAUUUGCCCUCUUGCUCUAACACCAGAUGGUAUCACUUUGCUUGAAAUCAAGAAUGUUUUGAAUGAUACCAAUAAUGCCCUUGAAAAUUGGAGAGAUACUGAUGAUACACCUUGCUUUUGGACUGGGAUUUCCUGUAAUUCCAAAGACCAAACUGUCAUUUCUAUAAAUCUGCCUUACAAGCAACUUGGGGGGAUAAUUUCUCCAAGCAUUGGGAAGCUUACUAGACUUCAAAGACUAGCACUACAUCAGAACAGCUUGCAUGGUUUUGUUCCUCAUGAAAUUUCAAAUUGUAGUGAGCUCAAAGCUUUGUACUUGAGAGGCAAUUAUCUGCAGGGUGGCAUACCAUCUGAGAUUGGAAAUCUCUCUUAUCUCACCAUACUGGAUUUGUCUAGUAACUCAUUGAAGGGUGCUAUACCAUCCUCCCUAGGGCGAUUGACUAGGCUUCGUUAUCUGAACUUGUCGACGAACUUCUUCUCAGGGGAGAUACCGGAUUUUGGUUCUCUCAGCGCUUUUGGGAAUAAAUCAUUUAUUGGUAAUUUGGAUCUUUGUGGACGACAAAUGCAUAAACCAUGCCGAACCUCACUUGGAUUCCCUGCAGUCUUACCUCAUGCAGAGAGUGAUGAAGCUGCAGGCCCCACUAAGCGAUCAUCUCAUUACAUUAAGGGGUUGUUGAUUGGGGCAGUAUCCAUGCUAGGAGUGGCUCUUAUAGUGGUAACUGCAUUUCUUUGGGUUUGGUCAGUAUCAAAGAAAGAACGAGCUGUUAAGAAAUACACAGAAGUCAAGAAGCAAGUCGAACCUGAAGCAGGAACGAAGCUCAUAACUUUUCACGGUGAUCUUCCAUAUCCUUCAUUUGAGAUCAUUGAAAAGCUGGAGGCUCUUGAUGAAGAAGAUGUCGUGGGUUCAGGAGGAUUUGGUACUGUUUACAGAAUGGUCAUGAAUGACUGCGGCACAUUUGCUGUUAAAAGGAUAGACCGAGGUCGUGAAGGCUCUGAUCAAGUUUUUGAAAGGGAAUUAGAGAUCUUGGGCAGCAUCAAGCACAUUAACUUAGUGAAUUUGAGAGGCUACUGUAGAUUACCAACAUCAAAGCUUCUUAUUUAUGAUUAUUUGGCCAUGGGCAGCCUAGACGAUUUGUUGCAUGAACGUAUGAAUGAUGAAGUAUUAAGCUGGAGCGCUCGUUUAAAGAUAGCGCUUGGCUCUGCUCGUGGAUUAGCCUACCUUCACCAUGACUGCUGCCCACGAGUAGUUCAUCGUGACAUAAAAUCAAGCAAUAUACUUCUUGAUGAAAAUAUGGAGCCUCAUGUUUCUGAUUUUGGCCUUGCCAAGCUUUUGAAAGAUGAAGAGGCUCAUGUUACAACAGUUGUUGCUGGUACUUUUGGGUACUUGGCACCUGAGUAUCUGCAAAGUGGAAGAGCUACAGAGAAGUCAGAUGUUUACAGCUUUGGUGUUCUUCUAUUAGAGCUUGUAACAGGAAAAAGACCUACUGAUCCAUGUUUUGUUCAGAAAGGCUUAAAUGUUGUUGGCUGGAUGAACACUUUAUUGAGAGACAAUAGAUUAGAGGAUAUAGUGGAUAAACGGUGUCCUGAUGUGGAUCAAGAUACAGCAGAAGCAAUUCUUGAUAUAAUAUCACGAUGCACGGAUGCAGACCCAGAACAUAGGCCAUCUAUGAACGAAGUUUUGCAGGUCCUAGAACAAGAGGUCAUGUCACCGUGCCCUAGCGAUUUCUAUGAAUCUCAAUCAGAUUAUUGUUAAGAUAACUGGUGGAGCUUAGGAAGUGAGUCUUGUAAGAGGCUAUGCUAUGGUUGAUAUAAGGGUGUGCCCUGAUGUAGACCUUAAGCAGCAGAAUUAAUUCUCGAUAUAGCUUUCUGAUGCACUGAUGAAGAUCCAGGGCUUAGGCCAUCAAAUGAACAAGGUGUUGCAGGUUCUAGAAUUAGAGGUCGUUUCGCCUUGCCCAUGCAGUUUUUUGUAAAUUUCAUUCAAAAUAUUGCUUAAAGAUGGUGGAACAUAGGAGGAAGUGAAAGUCUUGUUAGUUGUAUCCUGGCUACUAUGAGCUCUUGUAUAUUAAAUUAGUUGAUUUUGCUGUGCAUUUUGUUCAUUCACAUCCCAUAUUCAUCCAGCUUUAUCUUCAAAUAAAUUGAUCAACUUUAUCUAUGA
Beta vulgaris subsp. vulgaris (sugar beet) is the source of this 2698-nucleotide messenger RNA. Its product is annotated as LRR receptor-like serine/threonine-protein kinase FEI 2. The transcript is spliced from 13 exons. Gene Ontology annotation, biological process: protein phosphorylation. Lineage: Eukaryota; Viridiplantae; Streptophyta; Magnoliopsida; Caryophyllales; Amaranthaceae. The coding region runs from base 494 to 2296 and encodes 600 amino acids. The record is from RefSeq and is a predicted model, not a curated record. Gene Ontology annotation, molecular function: receptor serine/threonine kinase binding; protein kinase activity; ATP binding.